CUCCUGCUGCUGCUGGCUAGCGCUACGUUGGUGUCAUCGUCUUAUCGGUUUGGGGUUUGACAACAGAAACAACAGCCUUAUUUCGUGUCCAGCCACGAAUCCCUACUUCCAUUGGGGUCUCUGGAGAGAUGAACAACAACGGGAAUAAGAGAGCUCCAACCACAGCCACUCAGCGACUUAAGCAGGAUUACCUCAGGAUAAAGAAAGACCCCGUGCCUUACAUCUGUGCAGAACCUCUCCCCUCCAACAUCCUAGAAUGGCACUAUGUGGUCAGAGGUCCUGAGAAAACUCCAUAUGAAGGAGGAUAUUAUCACGGGAAGCUCAUAUUUCCUCGGGAAUUCCCUUUUAAACCACCAAGUAUCUAUAUGAUAACACCAAACGGGAGAUUUAAGUGUAAUACAAGGUUAUGUUUGUCCAUCACAGACUUCCAUCCAGACACGUGGAACCCUGCGUGGUCCGUCUCCACCAUCCUAACAGGUCUGCUCAGCUUCAUGGUGGAGAAAGGCCCCACCCUCGGCAGCAUCGAGACCUCUGACUACACGAAAAGACAGCUGUCAGCCCAAAGCCUGGCCUUCAACCUCAAGGACAAAGUGUUCUGCGAGCUGUUUCCUGAUGUAGUCGACGAGAUGAAGCAGAAACAGAAGGCCCAGGAGGAGUUAAGCGCCCGCACUCAGCCCCUCCCCUUACCUGACGUGGUGCCUGACGGUGACCCUCAGCACGCCCACUACGGCCUCCCCGCCCUCAACGGAGGUCCCGUCCCGCUCGGGGCCGCCAACCCCGCCCCUGGCCUGCAGCAGGCCAAUCGCAACCAUGGACUUCUAGGUGGCGCUCUAGCCAACCUGUUUGUGAUUGUGGGCUUUGCAGCGUUCGCCUACACAGUCAAGUACGUGCUGAGGAGCAUAGCCCAGGAGUGAGAGAGGCUGGUGUUGUAGGGCAUCGCUCCCCCUCAACAGGGGAGCCAGCUAGUGGACUCCACAUUCUACAAACACACUACGUGGGGAGGGAUGUUCAGUCCUGGGUUAUACCUCUCCACCACCACCACCACCACCAUGGACUUUGGAAGACAGAAACUCAAAGCCGACCCACCCAGGAAGGAUUGAGAGCAGGGGGGAGGUGGGAGUGGAAAGGAGUGGCAGUGGGGCCGGGGGAUUGGAGGGGCUUAUUAAAACGGUUGUGAUCCACUCUGUGCUUCAGUGGUUUAUGUCAGUAAUAGGAACAAACUUGGCUCAUGGGUUGUGGAAGAGUGUAGAACAGCAGCUGUGUUGUCCCGGUUUUCACAACAGAUAAAAAAAUCUUUGCUGGCGUGAAAUAAAACACACCAUUCUGCUCCUGUACAAUAAUGAAUAUUACUUGUAAAAGCUUGUUUCUCAAUUACAGUUCAUGAUCAUUUAUUAGAUCAUUAAGACUCCUCAGGUUGUGACUCUGAUUUAUUGUUAGCCUGUGGCCAUUGUUGCAAAGCCAAGUGUUUUCAGAGAGAAGGGGAGUACCACAAAUAGCUGCUCUGUGGUGAUCCCAAUCCAUUAUGUGCAUUAGAAGUGACCCCAACUUUAAAGGUAGAAUGAGUAGGAUUUUCCUAAAAUAAAAGAAUGAAACAACAUAUAGACUCAUACAAAUGUAAUCCCUCUCAGUCAUCACUUAUGACCCACUAGAAGUGUGUAGUGUUGUCUGUAUCAGACCCUGCCAUCUGCCUGUAUUUUUUUUUUUGUUUUGCUGUGUUCAGGACAUUUCUGGGUGUCAACAUUUGAGUAGUGGGUGUGUAGACUCCAGCCAACAGCAUGCAGGGUGUGAGAUCGGGACUGUAUAAAAAUGUAGCUGCACUGCAGCGUAGCACUUCUGGUUGUUGAGCUGGGAAGGAGGGACCAACUUUGAAUGUUGUUUACAAGCCGCAAAACAAACAAAUCUGCUCAUUCUGCCUUUAAAAGUGCAGUGUGCUGAAUUUAGUGGCAUCUAGUGGAAGGGACUUGAUAGAAAUUGAAUAUAAUCAUGAGUAAGAGUUUAAUUAGUGUAUAAUCCCAUAAAAGUUCAAAUCAAUGUUUUUUGUUACCUUGGAAUGAGCCCCUUCUAUCUACAGAGAGCAGCUUCCCUCACUGCUAGAUGCCACUAAAUCUUACACCCUGCCUCUUUAAUUUGACAUAUGUUUUUUGGCAGUACUUCAGUUUUGUCUUUAUACAUUUCCAUGGAAUAGCUUGAAGGCCUCACCUUUCAAGAACCGGUUUUACUACCUUCAAUUUUGCUUUAUCACUGGUGGCUUUGAGUAUUUCUGCACUGGGUAUAUCUAUCUGGGCAAGAGAAAUGUGUUGCUAGGGAUGUGUUGGGCUCCAGAUCAAAUGAAGCACUUAAUUAACAGACAAGAGGUGGUUGGCGGUCAAAAGACCACAGUGUCAGUGGCAGGCCUAUAUUCCCUGAGAUCUAUUAUGUGUUUACAUAUUUUAAGCACAACAGGACCUAAUUGAAACUGCAGACUGUCGACAAACAGGACAGGAGAACAGGCUUUAUGACUGUGUAGGAUGAAAUGAAAAACAAUGGAUGAGCCAACUGCAAAAACAAUAUGUACAAGUAGUAUUAUAUGCAAAUAUGUUCCAGAAAUAGUAUGCAGUAACACACGUCAGUACUUGUAGGUUAUGUAAUCCACCAGAGCUUACUGCUGAGGACCCCGGGCCAAGAGACAUAGUCUUCCUAGAUCAGACAAGUGUAUUUAUGUCUAUGUAUCUCUACAUAUAUGAAGCAUAUAAUCAACCUGGCGUGUCAGUCUAUGAGACAGCUGCUGGUAUGAGUCCAUAAGUUCCUCCAGUCAACCCAUGAGCCAAGUACUGAACCCAGUGUCUGCACAGAAGUAGAGACCAGUACAUUUUUUUUAAUUGGCUUAGCUGACCAGUAUAGCACUGCUCUAUAUAGGUCCAAAUAAGAAGACAUGAAAAGAACCAACCUUUUGUUCUGUAUAUUUUUCUUUCUUUCUUUUUUUGUGUUUUCUUUAUUUAUAGAUAAAGCCCCGGCUUGUCUGUCAUGGUUCUGAGGAAAUGUCUAAUGUUUGCUGAGCAGGGCAGAGAGGGCAAACAGACACCUACACACACACACAAACACAGGCCAUGGCCCAGGCUCACGUGAUUGCUGAUAAUUUACUGUUGUGCAUUGCAUUUAGUAAAGAUGGUUCUACUGUGUAUCUGAUGUUUCAACAAAAUAAUGGUCUGGAAGCAGGAGAUUUGCCUUUCUAUUGCUCUUCUUUUCUUGACACCAUCUUUAAAACAAAAAAACAAAAAAAAGACACUGAUGAUGGGAGUGCGUUUGUGUGAUUAUACAGCAAAUGCCUACAUUUCCAUGCUUCAGUUAAUCUUGUGUGACAUUGUAUGUUUUCAUAGUAAAUGCAAAUAAAUCACCCUGCUCGGCAGGGCAUUUUAGAAAACAA
This is a messenger RNA of Scomber japonicus (chub mackerel), 3403 nucleotides long. RefSeq names its product ubiquitin-conjugating enzyme E2, J2 (UBC6 homolog, yeast) (gene ube2j2). Lineage: Eukaryota; Metazoa; Chordata; Actinopteri; Scombriformes; Scombridae. The coding region runs from base 129 to 914 and encodes 261 amino acids. The transcript has 7 exons. The record is from RefSeq and is a predicted model, not a curated record.